AUGAACAUCUAUAAAUAUAUUGGUAAUGAUCGUCGUAGGUCGUAGGAACAAAAUAGAAUUUAAUAAUUUCACUCUAAUGUCCCUUUACAAGUAAUUUGCAAGUUAUAAUUUUAAGGUGAACUAAUACUUAUUCUUUACAUUUUCAUAAUAUAGGCUACCGAAUAGGAAUGCCAGAUAUCAAUUUCGGAAUAAAAAUCAAUAUUAAAGAGAGAUUUCAAGAAUGUACUAUAAAAAUAAGCUGGAGCAUUGAUUUCAGAAGCAAGAUAAAAUUUUUUUUCUUUUGGAAAUCUUGGUUCUUGCUUAAAGGAUGAUCCAUAUUCUAUUUUUGCAGAUGGAGUGCCUUAUACCAAUUGUAAAAUAGGCAAAAAAAUUUCGAUAACAUUAAUGUAAAAAUAUUUAUUGAAUACAUUGAAACUUUGGUUUUGGGAUUUAGGCUAUAUUUUCAGUGAAGACAUAAGAUAUUAUACAAUAAUUGUUUAUACUGUGUUGAAUGGAGUUCAAACCAAAAUUUAUGAUAGUAAUUUAGCAACUUCAAUAGUCAAGAUAAAAUUUGAUGAAUAACAAGUUGAAAGAUUUGAUGUACUAAAUGUAGGAGGGAAUACAUACUAUCGAAAUAAUUUGGACAUCAUAAAAGCUGAUGCAUAUUAUUCAUUUUCAUGA
Paramecium tetraurelia is the source of this 660-nucleotide messenger RNA. RefSeq lists its product as uncharacterized. NCBI's taxonomy places the organism in Eukaryota, Ciliophora, Oligohymenophorea, Peniculida, Parameciidae. The transcript has 2 exons. The record is from RefSeq and is a predicted model, not a curated record.